GCCCUCUCGUUUCCACUAUAAAAUAGUACUCUCCCCCUUUACUUUCUGAUCAGCCAAACCAUUUUCACAGAUCUCAAUUCUCUCAACCUUGCAAUUCUCUGCGCCGCCGGGUUCGGGAUCCUUCGUUUCUAAUAGUUGGAAACAAGAACCAGGGAAUGCGGAAAGAUGCGGUUGCUGUGUAGACAAGGGUUGUUUUCCAACUUUGAUGAAGCAGAAGCUCCAUCCAAGCUGCAUUCCUCUGUCCUUGAUGAGUGUGGACACGCAGUUUACAGCCCUGUAUAUUUCUGCCUUCCGAUGCCAACAUUGACUCAAUAUUUCAGAGGACAAUAUGUCUCAUACAAUGACCUCUGCGAAGACGGUUGAAUCCUUGCUUUCUUAAAGUUGCUCGCUUUCUCCCCGUACUGUAAUUGAAUUUGCUGCCGAAGUUGUUGUCUGAGUUCAACUAGAUCUGUUGCUGGGAUGGAGAGUAAAGGAAGAGUUCUGAUGCAAAAGUAUGAGUUGGGGAAAUUCCUUGGACAAGGCACUUUUGCCAAGGUGUAUCAUGCUAGAAACCUCGAGACUGGGAUGAGUGUGGCCAUCAAGAUCAUCGACAAAGAGAAGAUCAUUAGGGUUGGGAUGAUGGAUCAAAUUAUGAGAGAAGUCUCUGUAAUGAAACUUGUGAGGCAUCCCAACAUUGUGCAGCUCUACGAGGUUAUGGCCAGUAAAGCCAAGAUAUAUUUCGUGAUGGAAUAUGUACGAGGAGGCGAGCUGUUUAAUAAGCUGGCGAAAGGGAAACUGAAGGAAGGGGCCGCCAGGAAAUACUUUCAACAGCUUAUUAGUGCUGUUGAUUUCUGCCACAGCAGGGGAGUUUGUCACCGGGAUCUGAAACCGGAGAACCUACUGUUGGAUGAAAAUGGGAAUCUGAAGAUCUCGGACUUCGGAUUGAGCACACUCGCGGAAUCGAAGAGACAGGAUGGGUUACUCCACACUGCCUGCGGGACACCUGCUUACGUUGCCCCAGAAGUUGUUGGCAGGAAAGGCUAUGAUGGCCUCAAAGCUGAUAUCUGGUCAUGUGGGGUGAUCUUAUUUGUUCUACUAACGGGAUGCCUUCCUUUCCAUGAUGCGAAUUUGAUGGAGCUGUACCGGAAAAUAAGUGAAGCUGAUAUCAAAUACCCCAGCUGUAUCUCGCCUGAUGCUCGUGCGCUUAUCUCUGAAAUUUUGGAUCCUAAAGCAAGCACCCGGAUCCCCAUAGCAAAGAUCAUGAAGAACUCCUGGUUCCGUAAAGGUUUCUUAUCCAGAGUGAAGAGAAAUUCGAAGGAAGAGGAUAUUAGAAGUUCAGAUGCAACCACCAUCGACACUGUGGCAGACAGUAAGGUGGAAGUCUCAAAGCCUGCACACUUGAAUGCCUUUGAUAUAAUAUCCCUCUCGGCUGGUUUAGAUUUAUCAGGUUUGUUCGAAGAUGAUGAUGCUAAUCUGAAGAAGGAAGUCAAGUUCACAUCAAAGCAGUCGGCAAAGGCCAUCAUCUCUAAGAUAGAAGACUUAGGCAAGCGUCUGAAGCUGAAGGUGACGAAGAAGGAUGGAGGAAUGCUCAAACUGGAAGGAUCAAAGGCUGGCAGGAAGGGCGUGCUGUCUGUCGAUGCAGAAAUCUUGGAGGUCACCCCAAGCUUCCAUUUGGUUGAGAUGAAGAAGUCCAGUGGAGAUACAUUGGAAUAUCAGAAGCUGAUGAAUCGGGGCGUAAGGCCAUCUCUGAAUGACAUUGUUUGGGCAUGGCAAGGGGAAGAUCGCGUCGCCUGUCCUCACCCGGCCAGCGCCACCAUCAACUAGAGAUUCCUGAGUCGAUCAGUUAAAUAACCAGCACCUUAGUUCAACCAUUGCUAUAAAUAACCAUUAGAAUGCUCAGUUGCAGUUGCUUUUCGGAAAUUGUUUUAACUCUAGAUUUGAGCUUGAGCACAAAUAAAAUCAGCCAGUUUAUUUUAA
Molecule: messenger RNA, 1956 nt
Organism: Andrographis paniculata
Lineage: Eukaryota; Viridiplantae; Streptophyta; Magnoliopsida; Lamiales; Acanthaceae
Product: CBL-interacting protein kinase 2-like
Exons: 2
Coding region: 460-1803 (447 amino acids)
Biological process (GO): protein phosphorylation; signal transduction
Molecular function (GO): protein kinase activity; ATP binding
Source: RefSeq, a predicted model, not a curated record